GAGCUGAAAUAGCGGGUGGAGACUGAGGAUAACUCAUGUGUUUAGACGGUGAAAGUGAAACUAACCACAGUCUCACUUCCUUCAGUUCAGUUAAUCUGACAUUAGUAACUUGGUACAGGUUCGAGAACAGUGAAAAUGAGUUUUCAGAUCUACUUUACAGAUGAGAUAAACAAACGCGAGAGAAUGAGAGUGUGUGUGUCGAGCUCAGAGGAGGAAUUGAGGAACACCACAGUGGAGGAGCUGAAGAGAAAACUCAUUCCUGAAGACCAACAUGACAACACUAUACUUGUCUACCAUUUCAACACACUGAAGAAGAAACGCACACUUGGUUCCUACGGGAUUAAACACGAGGAUGAGAUUAGAGCAGUACGCCGCGGAAGCACCUAUACAGAGAAAAUCGAGUUUCAUUCUUCUCCUGCUAAAGUGACAGAAGAAACACGUACCUUUGAAGAUGACGAUGAUGAUGAAGGUAAAGAAAUAUCCAGGACUCAGUCUCUGGAAUAUUUGGCUCUGAUGCAGCAGCCUGAGCCGCCAGUGAUGUAGUUCAGUCCAGCGUCACAUGAUCCACAGGAAUAUACUGUCAUCGGUUAAAGUGUCAUAUCAUAUUUACUACAUUAACAUUCACUAUCAUUCAGUUUACUCAUUUACAUUAAGUGGCUGACUUCAAAUGAGAAUAUAUUUAAGUCAGCCUCUUAAUGUAAAUUAGUUUCUAAAAAUAUGAUUUAUAAAGUUAAAAGAGCAUUCUGAGCAUUUCCUGUAUGAUUCAUAUAUUGUAGCUCUUUAUUUUACAGUUAUUAAAUCAUACAUGCAAGUGAAUAUUUUUAUUUUGUCGAAUUUUCCCUUUGUCCUUCAAUGGAUAAACAGUAUUUGUAUAAUUAAUUUCAUCCAUUCCAAUUUGCUUUAACAUGAUCUCAGUUAUGAUUACUCAUAAAUUGAAUUAAAUAAUAAAUUGUGCAAGGGGUAAAUUUACAAUUUUCAUAUUACAUCAUGUGGGGUUAAUUUGUGUUUUUUUUUUUUUUUUUUUUUUUUUUGUAUUUAAUUUUUCUAAUGCCAUUCAAAGCAGAUCCGUAUUAUUAAUCUCAUUCAUAUGGUUUAGCUUUUGUCUAUACAUUUUUGUUUUAAAAUAUGAUUCAUAUUAAAGGGAUAGUUCACCCAAAAAUGAAUGGCAGUGAAUGGGGAGCCACAAUAUGCAUCCAUCCAAUCUGAUUGAUUUUUUAAGGAAGCAUAGAUGUAUCCUUAGCUGCCUUUGAUAUCCCACAAUCCUGUGCUUUCCAUUCUGUGACAGUUGAGCUAGAAAAAUAAAGAAGGCGUCCGAAA
Megalobrama amblycephala (Wuchang bream) is the source of this 1317-nucleotide messenger RNA. RefSeq lists its product as uncharacterized. Lineage: Eukaryota; Metazoa; Chordata; Actinopteri; Cypriniformes; Xenocyprididae. Bases 136 to 543 code for a protein of 135 amino acids. The transcript is spliced from 4 exons. The record is from RefSeq and is a predicted model, not a curated record.